This is a messenger RNA of Rubroshorea leprosula, 1775 nucleotides long. The record is from the annotation of a GenBank genome assembly. Lineage: Eukaryota; Viridiplantae; Streptophyta; Magnoliopsida; Malvales; Dipterocarpaceae.
UUUUCAAUAAACCCCCAAAAAACCUAAAAGAAACCUCCGGACACAGAGAAAGGGUGAAGAGAGAGAGAGAGAGAGAGAGAGAGAGAGAGAUCACUCUGUUCAUCAAUGGUGUUCUUCUGAGUAAUCUCUCUCUUGGGUUUGCUUGUUAUGAAUCUUAAUUUCAUUUGAUCGAGAUAGGCGACGGGUAAUUUGUCGAGAGGAUCUUGAACGAAGAUUGACGGAAAUGGCUGGAUCGGAUGAGAACAAUCCCGGGGUGAUCGGCUCUGUAAAUGUUCAAGGGGGUAUUCAUGCGGGAGGAAGAGGGAAGUUUGUGGCUGCGCCGGGGCACAAUCGGAAAGCUUUGAGCACCAUUAAUCGGAAUAUUGUUGGAGCACCAGCUUACCCUUGUGCGGUCAACAAGAGACCCUUAUCUGAAUUAAAUUUAGUCUCUGAUAAGAACCUACCCAUUCCUUUGCACCGACCAAUUACCAGGAAGUUUGCUGCCCAGUUGGCCAACAAGCAGCAACAAAAAUCUGAGGCGGAAACUAGGAAACCACUCCAAUCAGUCCCAAGUUCACCUGAGACAGAAGAUCACAAUGUCAUAGACGUGGAUAACUAUAAGGCAAGUAGUGAUUUUGAUGUGCCAAUGUUUGUGCAGCACACAGAGACAAUGCUGGAGGAGAUUGAUCGGAUGGAGGAGGUUGAAAUGGAAGAUGUGGCUGAGGAGCCAGUUUUGGACAUAGACAGCACUGAUAAGAAGAACCCACUUGCAGUUGUUGAGUACAUUGAUGAUUUAUAUCACUUUUACAAGAAAGCAGAGUGUGGUAGUUGUGUUCCCUCAAGUUAUAUGGCACAGCAAUAUGAUAUCAAUGACAGGAUGAGAGCUAUUCUUAUUGACUGGCUAAUAGAGGUUCACUACAAAUUUGAGCUGAUGGAGGAGACUUUAUAUCUGACCAUCAACCUCAUCGAUAGAUUUCUAGCAGUUCAUCAAGUAGUGAGGAAGAAACUUCAGCUUGUUGGGGUGACAGCCAUGCUUCUUGCAUGCAAAUAUGAAGAGGUUUCUGUUCCUGUUGUAGAGGAUCUCAUUCUGAUCUCUGAUAAGGCCUAUGCCAGGAAAGAAGUGCUUGAUAUGGAGAAGCUGAUGAUCAAUACCUUGCAAUUUAAUCUGUCUGUUCCUACAUCAUAUGUGUUCAUGAGGAGGUUUCUGAAAGCUGCUCAAUCUAACAAGAAGCUUGAGCUUCUCUCAUUCUUCAUCAUUGAGCUUUGCCUGGUAGAAUAUGAAAUGCUUAAGUUUCCGCCCUCUUUAUUAGCUGCUGCCGCAAUUUACACUGCUCAGUGCACUCUUUAUGGGUCUAAGCAAUGGACUAAAACCAGUGAGUGGUACACUGCCUACUCAGAGGAGCAACUUCUGGAAUGCUCAAGGCUGAUGGUUUCUUUCCAUCAGAAAGCAGGAACAGGGAAGCUUACAGGUGUUCACCGAAAGUAUAGUACAUCCAAGUAUGGUUAUACAGCAAGAAUUGGGCCUGCCAACUUUCUCUUGGAGGAGAGAUUCUAGUUGACUGACAACCCAUACAAGGAUACUGACAUUUUUUUUACUUUGGCUACCAUAUGAGGGGUGCGGGUGGGUUUGCUCUUGGGUUUUAUGAGCAACGCAAGUUGCCCCUUAUAUUCUGAAUCUGAUGUGCUCUGAUGUUCAUUUCUUUCUCCCCUUAGAGAAUAAAUGUACAACUUUCAUUUGAACCAAAUUGCCUUGUUGUGAUUAGCAAAUGAAAAUUUAAUAAAAAAGAAACAUCGUU